Messenger RNA from Dermacentor andersoni, 870 nucleotides. The record is from RefSeq and is a predicted model, not a curated record. NCBI's taxonomy places the organism in Eukaryota, Metazoa, Arthropoda, Arachnida, Ixodida, Ixodidae.
AUGACGCAGUUGGUGACCGCUUCACAAGAUUUUUACCCCGGAUCGGCAUCGACGUCAACCAUCGCAGAAUAUAUAAAUGGGCUGUACCGUCGCCACCCCUUCAGUGGGCAUGGGAGCAGCGAUACGAUGUUGUUUACCAACGUCUUUCGUUUUUUCAUCCUUCAGGUUAGUCCAGUCUCAUCCAAGCGUUCAAAUGAUAUAUUCCUCGUUAUGCUCCCUUGCCCACAAGUGCUGUUCGAAAAUGUAUGCCAGUGUUAUUGUGUGCUCAAAUUGCUUUUGUCCGGAGAUGUUGAAUUAAACCCUGGCCCUGGCCAUAGCACUCCCAAAGAAAAUUAUUCAUUAAGGACCCGAAUGAACGACCUGGAAGAUAAAUGCCGUAGAGAUAACCUCUUAUUUUUCGGUAUAUCUGAAGGCACCGAAAGCAUCGAAACAUGGUUGCAGUCAGAGGAAAAAAUUGUGAAUAUAAUACAGCAAAAAAUGUCAAUUACCCUUUCUACUACCGAUAUCGCCUGGGCCCACCGAAUCGGCAUUGCAGAGUCUACGAAAACGCGGCCAAUAAUGGUGAAAUUUUCCAACUACAAAACAAAGGAAAUGCUAUUAAAUGCUCAGUCUAAACUCAAAGAUUCAGAUGUUUCAAUGUCUGAAGAUUUUAGUCCAUCUACAAGACAUGCUAGAAAAAAACUGGUGGAAUUUGCGAAGGCAACGGCGCCUAACCCGCGCUUCAAACUGAGGCACGUAAGGUUGUUCUUAAACAAGAAAUGCUAUACCUAUUGUGCUGAAAGUGAUAGCGUUUGUGAACAAACUAGCGUGUAUGCUACUACUUCACGUGUUGAUCCUAGUGCCGCAGGUGGUUCUGAUGAUUCGAGAUAG